AUGACGGCCACCGCCAGCAGUGUGGAAAAGGGCGAGUCUCUCCUCAACACGGGUCUCACCCUGCAGGCCAUGGGGGUUGAUACCAUAGUAAUCAGGCAUCCCCACUCGGGAGCGCCGCAUUUCCUGGCGCGUAAUCUAACAGACGUUGCGGUUAUCAACGCCGGGGAUGGAACCCAUGCCCAUCCCACUCAGGCGCUGCUCGACCUGUAUACCGCGCAAAGUCACCUUGGUGAUUUGGCAGGACGGCGGAUCGUCAUCGUUGGGGACGUGCUGCAUAGUCGAGUUGCGCGCUCGGCGGUGUGGGGAUUCGCCAGGUUGGGGGCUGAGGUUGUGUUGUCCGGUCCCGCGACGCUGAUGCCCGAAGCGUUCACGCCCAUGGGUAAUCCGUUGGCCCGCGUAAGUGUACAGUCCGACCUGGACCUUGCCGUGCGUGGCGCCGACCUGGUGAUGGCGCUUCGUCUGCAGUCGGAGAGGCAACACGGAGGGUUUUUCCCCAGCCUCAGAGAGUAUGUCCGGCGUUGGCAGGUAAACGAAGCCAGGAUGGGGCUGGCGAAAUCGGGCGCGCUGUUGAUGCAUCCUGGGCCGAUGAAUGAAGGUGUCGAAGUAAGUACCAGUCUGGCUCAUGGGGAUCGUUCGCUCAUCGAGCAACAGGUGACCAACGGAGUCGCGGUGCGCAUGGCUUUGUUGUACCAGGUCGCCUCUUCGGCGAAUACGGGUACCUGA
This is a messenger RNA of Geodia barretti, 723 nucleotides long. Lineage: Eukaryota; Metazoa; Porifera; Demospongiae; Tetractinellida; Geodiidae. The record is from the annotation of a GenBank genome assembly.